Gongylonema pulchrum is the source of this 405-nucleotide messenger RNA. The record is from the annotation of a GenBank genome assembly. NCBI's taxonomy places the organism in Eukaryota, Metazoa, Nematoda, Chromadorea, Rhabditida, Gongylonematidae.
AUGUUAAUUGCUAAAUCGCCUACCGGUGAUUUUUUGGUACGAACCACCAAAGAUGGCGUAAAAGUAUGGGAACCAGCGUCAAAAACAGCACGGAAAAAGAACCAGAAACGAUAUGAGCAGGAAAUGCGCAAAGCCGAAAACAGCACUGCAAAGCAAGAAGAAGCACAGGCAGCUUUGGAGGAAUCGAAGAAAGUGCGCAUUGAGUUAGAUUCGAGUUUACCAUGUCUUUGCGGUUGCAAAAUCCGUGAUCUGGUGAAGCAUCGUGAUGAACGUGUCCGGAUCUGCGCAUGGGUCCAUCGAAUUCGAAGACAAGGAAAGGCACUAGCAUUUUUGGUUCUUCGUGAUGGGACUGGUUUCCUGCAGGCAGUACUGACCGACAAGCUGGUUUGUAAUUUUUUAUUUUAG